AUGGUUCUUGCAAACGGCGAUAUCGUCCCUGGUAGUGUCUAUCUAUACCAGCCCGUCAAAUGGGCUCCUCCUAUGUUCGCAGCAUGGUUUGCAGUUGCGACAAUUGCACAUGUCUGGCAAUGCAUUAGAUACAAAGCAUGGAAAAUUACUGGCCUUCAUCCGCUCUGCGGUCUACUAUUCACGGCAGGCUUUGCCGUUCGUUCUUAUGGCGCAUUCUACUAUGAGGAUAUCGGAGCAUAUCUUGCAAGUACAAUACUGAUAUACUGCGCACCUCCAAUCCUAGAGUUGGCCAACUACCAUGUACUCGGCCGAAUACUCUACUAUGUUCCUUACCACUCGCCUCUCCACCCUGGUCGUACCCUCACCACGUUUGGCGCAAUCUCUAGCAUUGUGGAAGUUCUAAAUGCGAUUGGCGUUUCUUGGCUGGCGAACCCCAACGUCCUCGAGACCUAUGCCAACCUUGGACAUAUCUUCAUGAAGGUAGCACUAGUCUUGCAGGUCGGUGUCAUCCUUUUCUUUUGCAUGAUUGCUGGGAUGUUCCAUACGCGGUGUAUGAAUGGUGGGAUCAGGUCAAGGAAAGUGCAGGGUCCACUCUUCACGCUGUACAUCAGUAUGACCCUUAUCCUUACCCGCACGAUCUAUCGCAUAGUUGAGCACUUCGGUUUCAGUCACAUACCCCAAAAUCCAUCGCAAGAUUGGGAUCCCAUGGCGCUUUCUCCAAUAAUACGAUAUGAAUGGUUCUUUUGGGUUUUUGAGGCGAGUCUCAUGCUCGUAAACACCGUGUUGUGGAAUUAUCGCCAUCCGCGCCACUACCUACCGGAGGACUAUCACAUCUACCUGGCUCAGGAUGGGCAGACUGAGCUGCAGGGUUCAGGAUGGAAGGAUGACAUGCCGUGGAUUAUGACCUUUAUAGAUCCCUGUGGGUUGACUACAUCGUUGACUGGUGGUGCUCGAAGGACUGAGAGGCCGUUCUGGGAGAGCAACGGCUAUGAAACCUCGGAGAUCGCUCAGAGACAUCGCGGUGAUGUAGGAGUCAAAGCGUGA
This is a messenger RNA of Alternaria atra, 1044 nucleotides long. RefSeq lists its product as uncharacterized. NCBI's taxonomy places the organism in Eukaryota, Fungi, Ascomycota, Dothideomycetes, Pleosporales, Pleosporaceae. The transcript has 2 exons. Gene Ontology annotation, cellular component: membrane. The coding region runs from base 1 to 1044 and encodes 347 amino acids. The record is from RefSeq and is a predicted model, not a curated record.